AUGGUGAGGAGUGGCGAUCUUCUAGCCGAGUGUGGGCAGCAACUUCGGUCGUCUAAAUUCGACUUCGAGGUGCUGUUGGGUGCGUCCGUGGCGAGUGUGUGGCAAGCUCUGGGUCGUCAUGUGGCUCGACAGCUCUCGCUACGGAAAGGGGUUUCUCUUCAUCAAUUAGGCAAGCUCGGAUUCUACAAGACGCAGACAUCCAUGCUGUCUGCUCAACCUGUUUUCCUGCUCUCAGAUCGCCUCACUUCAACCUACGGCUUUGUAUGGCGACACUGCUCGUCACCAGCACCUCUCACAGCAACGGCAGAAGUCAGUAUGGCAGCUCUCGGAAACGAAGCUGGCCUUGGAUUGGACCAAACGCGUCGUACUUUAGAUGCUAUCGUUGCCUUUGUUGGUCAGAGGCUGCAAGGCGGUGGGUGCGUUGGUAAAUUGGUAUUACCAGGGGUCGGAACUUUCACUGUCGAUGAUAAAGCGCUAUCAUUUACGUUUGAUUCAAGUUUGCUUCGGGCGAUCACACAGAAUAAUCAAGGAGAGAUCGCUCCUCCUUCAGCAAUCUUCAGGAAGAGCCCCACUGAUCUCUUGCGGAAGAAGGCCAUGCAACUUAAAGGCGAAGGUGAAAUUACGGUACUACAGCGCUCGCUGUCACUAGAUGGACCACUUCAAACCACAAAUAAUAGAAGUAUCGAGCAAGUGUCACCAAACAGGAGACAAAUUCUACCACGUUUCCUGAUGCCGGAAUCGCGCGUGCCCCCCGACAUGCUGAAGACGCGUCCAGCUCACGAUCAGGUCAUGCAAGCUGCGUACCAGCGCGAGGUAGCCAGUAUCCGGCAGGCGAAGUGCGUAGACGUGCAAUUCAACAAGUUGCUAGCCCAUAGGCAGCGUGUCGUACAUAUUCAGGACUUGCAGAAGCGAGCAGAGGAGAGUGUGGCUCAGAAGGAGCUCAACGCCUUCCUCAGCAGCCAGAUCGAGGUGAAGCGACAUCGCUCACGUCUGAAGUCUGCCUCAGCCGACCAUAGAGCGAUCAAAAUCUUGCCGUUGGAGCGCGUGAUGGGCGACGAGAUGAAGCGAAGUGAGAAGAAGAAGCUUAACCAGCGACUGAACGAGCAGGUGGCGGCCAAGGCGGCGCUUAAGAAGGACAAACGCACGUUGGACCAAGCUGAAACAGCCUAUUUCAUCUCCAAAUUGAAGAUACAGGACGAUAUCGACCGCCACGAGGUGGCAGAGCGGAAACGCAUCGAAAAAGCGACACUCCUUGCUGGGUGGAGCCAACAGAAAGCUCUCCGCGCCCAAAAGAGCGCUAGAGGGUAG
Phytophthora infestans T30-4 is the source of this 1308-nucleotide messenger RNA. RefSeq lists its product as uncharacterized. Gene Ontology annotation, cellular component: centrosome. NCBI's taxonomy places the organism in Eukaryota, Oomycota, Peronosporomycetes, Peronosporales, Peronosporaceae. The transcript is spliced from 2 exons. The record is from RefSeq and is a predicted model, not a curated record. The coding region runs from base 1 to 1308 and encodes 435 amino acids.